ACGGUGCUGAAGGAGGGAGAGCUGCGUCUGGACGCCACUCAACUCCUGACAAGCAGGAGACGCGUGACGAGAUUGUAGCAGGAUACACGGAGGGGUUUUCUUUUUUUUUUUUUCUUUCCUUAAAAAAAAAAUUAACUAAGUUAUCCUGAGAUGCAUCUGGCCAACAAGCUGCAAAUAUCCUCCCAAGUCUCCAUCAAGUGGGAACCCUUUUUCAUGCGCGCUUAUCCGUGUCGUCAGAUUUGUAAAUUAGCCACGGAGAUGCGCGUUUUUUUCCUUGGACUUCUCCUGUCAUUAGAGGGCUAAACGCGCAUUUAUGCCAACAUUCAAUCAGUCCAGGAUACAUAUGUAAAAGCGCGCACAGCCGGGAUGGAUUCGCUCAACGCCAGCGGAAUUGACACGUUCACGGUGGUCCAUUUGAAUUCAUCCUGGAGUCUGGACAGUGGAUAUUCUUUAGCAGCGAUCGCUGGCAUUGCGGCUCUUGUAAGUUUUCUCAUUCUUUUUACCGUUGUUGGAAAUAUUCUAGUCGUUAUCGCGGUGUUGACGAGCAGGGCGCUGAAAGCUCCCCAAAACCUUUUUCUGGUGUCUCUGGCCACCGCGGACAUCCUGGUCGCCACUUUGGUGAUGCCAUUUUCUCUAGCCAACGAACUUAUGGGCUACUGGUAUUUUGGAAAAGUUUGGUGCGGUAUUUAUCUGGCCCUGGAUGUUUUGUUCUGUACUUCGUCUAUAGUGCACCUGUGCGCAAUAAGCCUGGACCGCUACUGGUCCGUUACGCAGGCUGUAGAGUACAACCUGAAGCGGACUCCCAAACGCGUCAAGUGCAUCAUUGUGAUCGUGUGGCUUAUAUCUGCGUUCAUCUCAUCCCCCCCGCUCAUAUCUAUCGAGAGCAGCAACGAUGUCAGCUCUCAGCCUCAGUGCGAGCUGAACGAUGACACUUGGUACAUCCUCUCCUCCAGCAUCGCGUCCUUCUUCGCUCCCUGUUUAAUCAUGAUCCUGGUGUACAUCAGAAUAUACCAGGUGGCCAAAACCAGAACUAGAAGCAUGUCGGGAAAAAAUCCCAGGCCAGAUGGUGUUACACAAACUGAAAAUGGACUGAGCAAAGCCACCUCCCCUUUGCACGUGGAGCGAGAGAACGGUCACUGUCAGUGCCCGCCCACGCCCAGCCAACGCACCAUCACCAUCGGUCAGCAGACUGAGGAUGCCGACCUGGAGGAGAGCUCUUCCUCAGAGGGAAAAGGUCACAGACCCCAGCGGCAGGACUCCCAGAGAGCCAAGAGGGCCGGCCACAAGAAAAGCUCCCUCUCCACUCGCAUCUCCAGGGUCAGUAACAAGUCCAUGGACCUGUUUGCCUCCAGGAGGAAACGUCGCAGGAGCUCUUUAGCCAGAAAAAAGGCCUCUCAAGCCAGGGAGAAGAGGUUUACGUUCGUCUUAGCUGUGGUCAUGGGGGUGUUCGUUGUGUGCUGGUUCCCUUUUUUCUUCAGCUACAGCCUGUACGGCGUGUGCAGGGACUCCUGUAAGAUUCCCGACCCCCUCUUCAAAUUCUUCUUCUGGAUUGGCUACUGUAACAGCUCCCUCAACCCCGCCAUUUACACCAUCUUCAACCGGGACUUCAGACACGCCUUCCAAAAGAUCCUCUGCAAGUCGUGGAAAAAGUCCUUUUAGAUGCGAAGCAGAGGUGCUGCUGCUGCUGCUGCUGUGCCACCCUGACAAUCUCACAGGAAAUACCAUAGUGAAUUUAAAAAAAAAAGAAAAGACCUUAUGUGUUUGUUACUGCCACUCUUUAUGUCCCAUUGUCCUGUUGUAUUUCAGUCAUGGCAGUGGGAGGUCUGAACCAUCUACUGGGAGUUGGAUCAAUGAGCCCCACCAUUGUUUCCUCCUACUGAAGUGUUCCGUAAUGCUUUAAUGGUCCAUCAUCGUUGAUAAAUCCAUCCAUAAAUUCACUAAAGAUACACAAAUGGCUCAUUUGUCUGCCAGAGGGCACUGGAGAAGAACACAAGUUGAUGUCCAGGUCAGUUUGGUCCCAUUCUGGACAAUGUGUCUAUUUCUCCCCCCCACAAGGACACUACUCGCUUUUUUUUUAUUAAUUUUAUUCAGUCUGACACAUCCAUUACAGGGAAACACGGGCAGAACUGAAACAAAGCAGGUUUUAAAACUGAAUGGUAGAAUUUGUAGAUAAUGUGACGACAGAAUUUUUAGAGUCAGACCAGUUGUUUCCCAAUUUCCAGUUUUCAUGCUAAGCUAAGCUAAGCUAAGCUAAACUAAGCUACUCCUGGCUCAAGUUACAUACUGUACAGUAGUUACUGUACAGACAUCAAAGUGGUAUUGCUGCUCAUCUUAAUUGGCAAGAAAGAAAAUGAACGUAUUUCUCGAACAACUGAAUUAAGAUUAUUUAAUUAUGCGUAUUUGUUAUUAAGAGUAUGUGAAGGACCAGACUUGAGGCCCGUGUUGUGCCUUAAUUUGGCAUCUUCAGAAAAUAGUUCAUAUUCAGAGAGACUGAAGCUCUUGUGGAAUCAGUUAUCUUGGUUAAUAAUCCUGCAAACACGACCAUGUUCCUAAACCUUUUUGGUUUGUUUACCUGGAAAUGCUCUGUCACAUGUUUAAACUGUUGAGCAUGAGUCAUAAGUGCUUUGGACAAAAUAAACUCACUUUCUCAGAUUCAUCUGUUUAAAUACAUUUUUGGGGUUUGGAAGGCUGCGAGAUAUCCACUAGUUUGCAGGAAUAAAAGAAAACGUGAGCCACGAGCCUUCAGAGUUAUCUCCCGACCUCUUUGAGAGACACGAACCCCGUGUUUGAAACCACCGGUUUGGAUUUUUAACCAUCUUUUCUCCGUGUGCUUUGCUGUAAUACUGCUGGCCGUGUCGGCUUGUACAUGCUUGAGCACCUCUGCUUCGGGUGUCAUCAUGGCACGGCCCAAAAGCAGAGCAAGUCCCAUCGGAGUUACACUAACGCUGCAGAUUACAAGAUUCAAUUCAUGAUUAAAUGUCUUCAUUUUGGCAAUUAUUCUUUCAGAAUCUACCUCUCUGUCUUUUUUUUUGUUGCCGAUUUUGGGUGCGUACUUCGCGAAGUGCAGUACGCAUCUUCUCCUGUGCUUGAAAAUAAAAGCUGGAAGAAGCACCUGGUGUUGUGGUGUUGCCACGUGGGAGCCCGAAGGAUCGGUCAUGAGCCUCCUCGCCCAGCGGUUCAGUGCACAUUUUAAAUGCUGUGUCAUUCUUUCAACAAAACAUGUUGACAGACCCGGAGCGGUGCUGCCAUCUCUCCGUCUGUGGACGUAUCGGUUUCCAUCAAAUUAAAAUUCCCCUCAGUUAAUCCAGCUCAGCAGUUUACUUUUCAGCUGAGAUGAGAAAGUCCCCCAAUAUGCAAAGCAGCGAGAUCCGACAUUUUGGUCGGCCGUGUUAUAGUAAACAGUGUUUUAAUUCGAUGGGGAAACUGCGCAAUCAAGAGCAGACGCCAAAGCAGCACAUUUUAGAUCCACUCAACAAGACGCUCUCAGCAGUUUGAGUUUAAAAUGGUUCAGUCCCUCUAAUGGGAUGGGGGCCAUGAUCGUUUGAGGGUUGCUGGUGACCUUUCGGCACAACAGGUUUGAUGUUGGUUCUGGCAGCGUCAUAAUCUAAUGUCCCCCGAAGCCCCUGUGGGCGAGACUGAGGUGAAACUGAAUUCUCCACACCGAACUCUUGUUUCCCUCCUACUUUUCUGCUGUGGCUGAGCUGUGCGCAGCCAAAAGCCAUUUGUGACGGGUUAUGAGCCCAUCUGCUGUUCGCAGACGCCAAAGAUUUAUGUCUGGGAAAAAAAUAAAUAAAUAAAAGACCAAGUGUUAUUGUUUGAAUAUAGAGAAUUAGCAGGGAGGUUUGAAGGAGUUGAUGAAGACACCAGGCAGAUUUAUCUCCAUCACCGCUGUGUACACGUUGUUUCCUAAGUUAUAAAGAAAGUUGUCCCUUCCUGCAUAAAUACGACCAUUGAAGCAGCACAGACACUAUUCAGCUAAAUCUCAGCACCAGACAAGCACUGGUUUUAUUACUUCAUGUUCAUAUUUGUAAAAAUGUCUUAAAUGCUUUCUUUAUAAGGUCAAAGAAGGAGAAAUCAGAUAAAUCAGAUUGAUGGCGCUGUCCUCUCCUCUCGUUCUUUUCACGAUUUAUGGGUUUGGUAAGGACAGCGUCUUCUUGGGAGAAAAUGUAUCUGACUGCACAUUAACCUCUGCGGUUUUCAAGAAUCACAAACGAAGGGGCGGCUUGUGACCAGCAUUGGCAAAUUUGAACAGAUUUUAAAUCAAGGCCGCCAGAGGAACAUUUAUACCGAGCGAAUCUACUCGGAGCGAAAGUGUUUGAAUUUCUUGGCUUUUGUCAUUUCUGAAAGUAAUUAACAGAAUAAAGUAAUUCAAUCGA
Mugil cephalus (flathead mullet) is the source of this 4376-nucleotide messenger RNA. Its product is annotated as alpha-2 adrenergic receptor. NCBI's taxonomy places the organism in Eukaryota, Metazoa, Chordata, Actinopteri, Mugiliformes, Mugilidae. Bases 367 to 1659 code for a protein of 430 amino acids. Gene Ontology annotation, cellular component: membrane. Gene Ontology annotation, molecular function: alpha2-adrenergic receptor activity. The transcript has a single exon. The record is from RefSeq and is a predicted model, not a curated record. Gene Ontology annotation, biological process: regulation of smooth muscle contraction; adenylate cyclase-activating adrenergic receptor signaling pathway; platelet activation.